This is a messenger RNA of Capronia coronata CBS 617.96, 2172 nucleotides long. RefSeq lists its product as uncharacterized. The transcript has 3 exons. Bases 1 to 2172 code for a protein of 723 amino acids. The record is from RefSeq and is a predicted model, not a curated record. Gene Ontology annotation, biological process: regulation of DNA-templated transcription. Gene Ontology annotation, molecular function: zinc ion binding; DNA-binding transcription factor activity, RNA polymerase II-specific. NCBI's taxonomy places the organism in Eukaryota, Fungi, Ascomycota, Eurotiomycetes, Chaetothyriales, Herpotrichiellaceae.
AUGUCGUCCAUCUCUCCUACCGGCUCCUACUCCCCCUCCCAACCUCACGACCCAGGCAGCGCAUACAAAUACGAAGAUCAGUCCGCAUACCAAAUUCCUUCCACCUACGCCAACCAGUUCGAGGUUUCAGUGCCUGCCCCUCGGUCCGAUGCAGGACCCUCACAAGCAAAACCUACAAGGCAGCAGUCAACGGGCUCAUCCGAACCAAGGGUUCGUCUUAGAAAGGCCUGCGACAGUUGCAGCGUGCGAAAGGUCAAGUGCGACGAAGCUGGACCUCCCUGCAAGUCAUGCGCCGCCCUCGAUAUUCCUUGCACCUUUGAUCGCCCGAGCCGACGCCGUGGCCCUCCCAAUAGACAUGCAGAAGCCAUCAAGAGACAGAAGCUGGAGAGCGUGGCAUACGAAGCGUCCCGAGGUUCCCCAACCCACGAUGCUGCAUACAGUCUGGCAGCCCUCUCAGCUCCCUUGCCGCUGUCCGCCGAGUCAAUCUGCGACCUACCCACCUUGAAGAUCCUUCUGGACGAUUACUUCACAUACAUCCAUCCAUUGAUUCCUGUCCCACACGAGCCCACGUUUCGCAGAGCUUUCGACGCAAGAGAAGACAGAACAAAUCGCAGUUUCCUGGCUCUGAUCGCUGCCAUGAUAGAGUGCUUGGUGGCAUCUUUCCCACGCAGACCGCGACAACUUUUCGUCACGGAGCCAGGCAAAUCGCUGUUCCCCAAUGCUGGGGCCUUGAUUGAUCGGUGUCACCAGGUCUUCGUCGAAGCUCGAGGAAUCGGAUAUCAAGAUAGACCCUUAGGACUUUACGACGGUAUAGCCAGCUAUUUGACGGGCUUGGCCGCUGGAUAUUGUUUGAACGUUCGACGUCUCCGUUUAUAUCUUUGGGAGUGUACGAUCAUUACACGGGAGCUGAAUUUUCACCGACCAGAAACUCACCAAGCUUCGCUGGUGACGCCUGGCGGGUACGCUCCUGCCGAUGCCGAGAAACCAUCAUCCGUUGACUACGUCUAUCAAGAAUCCGGUCGCCGUCUCUUCUGGUUACUCUUUGUGGGUGCCAUGUCAGCUCGACAACUGGACGACGCAGAAGGUGAUCUGUUGAUGCCCCCUGUAUCACAUGCGGAAAUGCUCCCGCCUUUGCCCUUGGAGGUGGACGAUGAAUACAUUACGGAAUCCCAGGUGUUCCCCCAACCGCGUGGCGUCGUGGCAGAAUUGGUAGGGUUCAAUCUGAAUGUCAAGGUCUUCAGGGCAUUUCACUUUCUGGCGGCUCUAGAAAUGGCGUUCGGCGCUAAUACCGUCUACGAUUGGGACCGACAACGUCAGAUCAUCCGCCGCGCUCUUCAGAACGUGAAGGAUGCCACUCGAGAUGCCCCAAAAGAGCUGCAGCUGAAUCCAGCCAAUGGCUUCGGCGAGUGGCCACCCACCCACACCGAUAUCUCCGCCUAUUCUCACCUGUACAUCGAUCGCGAAGGAGCGGAGACGGACCCCAGUUUGACGUCUGGGAGUGCCCGAGGGUCCUUAUCCGUGCCGCCGUUUUCGAAGCGAGCCAUUCAAUUUGAGAUACAGAAGGCCAACAUCUACGCCACCCAACUCUCAUCCAGAUCAUAUCUGGUGGAGCGGUUUUGGAAUCUCUAUGAGGUUGUGGAUCGCGACAAGCUCGUCCUUCCAACUGAGAAGUCGGGGAUUGGUACUUCUCCCACGGCAGGUAUACUCACUGCGGGGAUGGAGCACAGUUUCAACAAACAGGCUACCGCGCGGACCCCGAGCGAUAGCAUGAUGGAUGCUGGUGAACAAAUGAUGGCGGUGGAGCGUGAAGACAUUGUUCGUGAUAUGGCCCUCCUGUUGAGAAGUAUCAAUCAGGUCAACAUGGAGCCCAACGGAAUGAGUAUUUGUAAUAAAAUCCGGACCGUCGCAUCCACGUUGCUGGAGACCAAGCGUUCUAGAAUGAGCGUGAUGCCUACGCUGGACUCGGAGAGUGUCAACGCCUACCUCAACACGUUCCUGCAGAUUUUGUCUAGAUUGGAACGAUUGGGACCGGCGCGAUACCGAGGCCUGGCCGACAGUGCUAAUGGAGGUCUGUUGAGGACACCCGAGGAAAUCGAGGAGGAAGAACUCGUGCAUUGGGCCAGUCUGAAGGAGCACCAGGAGCGAUUUGUUCGGUCCAACGGGUUCUGGUAA